GAAAAGAAAGGAUUAGCAACAGGCUUUAUUGCUCAUGGCUGAAACAGAGAAGAGCCUGCAAGGAUUUUGCAGAAGAUAAAAAAUGAAAUAACGAACUGGAACCAGAAGGGCCAGUGGGGAUUCAUCAUGUGAACAGAAGCAUAGAGCAGCCAUGAUCAAUAUAAGCACCUCUUCCUCCCAGAAUCAUAGUCCAGAAAGGAAUAACCAUUAUGAGACCCCAGCACUCUCUGAACUGCAGAGACUGAUAUGGACCAGAGGAGGAUCUGACAACCAUGUGGACCAAGUGUGGCCAAACCUCUACCUUGGAGAUGCAUGGGCAGCUAGAAGUAAAACAGUUCUUCAGAACACUGGCAUUACUCAUGUCCUCAAUGCAGCAGAUGGGCCCUACAACAUCAGUACUGGAGCUCGCUAUUACCGAGACCUGCCGAUUCAAUACUACGGAGUACCAGCUUUCGAUGACAACUCGUUUGAUAUAAGCAUCUUCUUUCACGAGGCUGCUGAUUUCAUACACAAGGCCUUAAAAACUGCAGGAGGCAAGGUGUUUGUCCACUGUGCUAUGGGGUUAAGCCGUUCGGCCACUCUAGUGGUGGCUUACUUGAUGAUCCAUGAAAAUCUGACACUUGUGGAAGCCUUGAAAUCAGUGGAUUCUCACAGAGGCAUCUGUCCAAACACAGGAUUCCUCAGCCAGCUCCGAGCCUUGGAUAUCAAAUUAAACAAUGGGGGGAAAAAGAUAUAAUGCUGUGGGGAAAGGGGACUGAAUAAAACUGCAGAUACAGGAAUUCUACAGUAAUAAUGCUUUCAUUUGGAAUAAUUCAGUCGGCAAACCU
This is a messenger RNA of Candoia aspera, 827 nucleotides long. Its product is annotated as dual specificity protein phosphatase 13B-like. Lineage: Eukaryota; Metazoa; Chordata; Lepidosauria; Squamata; Candoiidae. Gene Ontology annotation, cellular component: cytoplasm. Bases 152 to 736 code for a protein of 194 amino acids. Gene Ontology annotation, molecular function: MAP kinase phosphatase activity; protein tyrosine/serine/threonine phosphatase activity. The record is from RefSeq and is a predicted model, not a curated record. The transcript has 4 exons. Gene Ontology annotation, biological process: negative regulation of MAPK cascade; protein dephosphorylation.